CCCUUAGCACCGGCCACAGUUGAUUGGGCAACACAAAUUCUACGAGGCCCUCUGCGGGGUCACCACGAAUGUCUGCUCCAGCAUCUUCGAGAAAGUCGGCAGGAGAAUCUGACGCGAGCCUGCAGUUCAACGCUUCUGCCAGAGCAACCUCCGGAAUCCCCAACGAACCAUGUUGCUUCGCAGUCAUGCCAAGGGCUUCUUGCUUAUGCGCUGUCUGGCACUGUCUCUCCAGAAGCUGUUCCACAGACAGCCUCUGCGACGCAGUGCCCUACGCGUUCCUGCGUAGAACCUGCAAGCGCCUCUGUUGUUCCGCUACAUCCGGCUUCAGGCCAGCCCAUAGCGGAAGCACCAUUUUUGGGGGAGCUGGAUCUCGAGCCUCUUACUCAUGCUUCCGAAUCUCCUGCACCCCUUAAUUCACCCUACAACGAUGCGCCUGAAGAACACGGGGUUGCCAAGGAGUCAACACACGGUGACGCAUCCUGGGCAGAAGAGACUGACAGUCUCAAUGGAGGCAUUGCCAUGUGCCAGAAAAAAAGACCUACCUCUGGACACAAUGUUGCGCCCUUCGUGGCAGUGGAGCAUUCAAAGCCUGGCAUUGUGAGUGGUGAUGGACGACGGGGGCCAGUGGAUGCUCCACCCAUCCAGCCUUCGCAGCGUCAAGCAGACAACUGCGCGCUGCAGUGUCAUCCCGAGCUGGAGCCACAAGCUGAACGGCCUAAAACGUUUGCUCCACCUUCCAGGCAUUGUAAGAAGCAUGAUGCUUCAGUGAGGAUUCCUACGUCAGCACAUGUACGUGCCUACUGGGCUCUUCAGAGGUGCCAUGGUUCACCGGCAGGAGCUGUGGACUCUCUGCCCGUACUACCUAGAAGCGUCCCGGCAGCUCAGGCUCCGAACUUUCCGUCCCUUGGUGUCAGAGCAACAAACUUGCAGCAGCUGUUUGGAGUCGUUGGGGAGUGGCAGAAGAAAGACAGUACGGUAGAACCUAGAACGGCAUUCUCUCCACCCUUGCGGAGUAGGUCGUAUGCUCCAGCGGAGGAAUCCCAGCCACCUACACAAUGCAAAACUUUCCAGCCAGGUACGCCGAUACCACUGCAGCAUCCGCAUUCUCCAUGUUCCAGUUCAUUGGAAGGCAGCCCCAUGACGACAUCGCUUUGCACCAUUACCAUUCCCGAAAAGGCGUCAGGAACCCCUUUGGCCUGCACGUGGCAGAGUGCACCAGCUUGCAGAUGCUCCCCAAACUGGGGAUCUCCCACUUGCUGUACCUACUCGCGUCCUCAGUGGGAGUCAUUGAGUGGUACUCCCAAGUCAGAGAUACGGGCCUGCCAGCCCAACGAAGAGAGUGCAAAACCAUUGGAUCGCCAAUCCGAGUUAGGGGCGACCCCGACUCCAAAACUCGCACCAAAAUCCAGUGUCGGCGGGCCUAGCUUUACUGCUGGCAGUGAAGUUCGAGGCAUAGAAUCCAGCAUCGCAAAGUUACGCUUGGCUGGUCCUAGGAUUCCUCUUCAGAAGUCCUCACAAUUCUUGUUGCCUGUUACACCUGAACCCUCGCCAAGUGUUUCAAUAUACUCUGCGAGAGAAAGCAGCUCCUCUGGGAGUGCUCUGCUUUUCAGCGAUAACCCCGACGAUGAGAGCGGGUCAGUCCUGUGUGGCGUCAUGUCCGGCACUCAGCAGCCGGAGAUAGCCAGUCGACCGCAGGAUGCAGAUACUGCGGGAAGCCAUGAUGGAACGUCGCCUGUUUACUUAAGCCCCCUUGUGGAUAUUACACAGAGGCACCGAGGCGAUACUGGAAGAUUGAUAGUCGCGUCACAGGCAUCUCGGACCGUGGAGUCGCGAAUGUUGAAACGGGUGGUGCGAUCCCUAUGCAGCUCAGUGUCAGGUACUAACAGCUGUUCAGAACAGCGAUUGCUGGAAAAGUGCGAUUCGGUAUCCCAACCAACUCGUUCCAAGCGAUUCAACAAGUACUAUUCUCGGACACAGCGACAAAACGCCGAGCCACUACAACGCGAGUCAGAAAAGUCGCAUUGCGUUGGCUUCAGGCGGCGUGUAAGCCGGCGGCUGCUCCCCCAUCGUUACCCUUCAGUAGCGACUCCCCCCUGUACAGCAGCAGGUAUCCCAAAGCCAGCAACGCGACGGCGCUAUAGACGAAUGCUCCAUUAUCGCCGUCGUACUGGGGCGGAUCCAGGUUCGCGGUUCACGGUUCCAGAGAAUACGGGGCCUACAAGUAACAGCGGUUGCGAAGUGUACAUGGAUGACACCGGAACUGCACGAAAGAGCGGAAGCUUGUCGGAGAUGCGGGGUUCCGAGAGUGCGUAG
Cyclospora cayetanensis is the source of this 2313-nucleotide messenger RNA. RefSeq lists its product as uncharacterized. The record is from RefSeq and is a predicted model, not a curated record. The transcript has 2 exons. Lineage: Eukaryota; Apicomplexa; Conoidasida; Eucoccidiorida; Eimeriidae. The annotation marks the transcript as partial.